AUGGACAAGCUUGCAAUCACUCGAGAGCUCAUUAGGAAGCGUGCCAGAAUCGGUAACAAGUGUGACGCGCCGCCUCUGGAUCGAACGCGAUCCCCGACGUCCGUGGACAUCGCGUCGUUACCGGUCGAGAUCGUCUACGAAAUUCUUUCCUAUCUCACGUACAAAGAGCUACGCGCCGUCAGACGGGUAUCAGUGUUCUUCGAGCGGGUCGCCAGCGACCCGUUUCUGUGGCGAACUUACGAGGUGACGAACAAUGAACAGGACACGUUCGAGGUGCUAAACGAGCUGAAGAGGAUGCCGCUAUUGAAGAAGCUCACCAUAAGCUUUCGACCGGACUGCGACGAUAUCCUGCGGCAGCUCUCGGUGGCGAACAAGAGCCUAGAGGAAUUGCACGUCUCUAAUUGCACAGGCUCGACGUCUAAAUUGUAUCUACGCUCGAGCAACCUAUGCCACGUGCUGGAGAGGUGCCGGAGUUUGCACACGAUCAAUAUACUCGGGAGCAGAUUUCGCGGACAGAAAUUCUAUCGGCUGCUAGGUGAGAUGGGCCCACGGCUGAGGACCGUUCACACGCUCGCGACCGGGCUGCAGUUCUGCACGUUCAUCGAGCACGCCAGUCAGAUCAGCGAGGACGAUCGCGAGGCGAUCCGGUCAAAGUGUAUCGGGGCGAAAAAUUGGGCGCCCUUGUACUACUUCGUCACGGAACAGGCGGACCGGGUGUGCACGGCCCUGAUCAGCUAUCUCCACAGCAACGUCGUGCUGAUCGACACGAAUCGAUCGACCUGCAAACUCUCUACUGCGUAG
Messenger RNA from Dufourea novaeangliae, 801 nucleotides. RefSeq lists its product as uncharacterized. Gene Ontology annotation, molecular function: protein binding. The record is from RefSeq and is a predicted model, not a curated record. The transcript has 3 exons. The coding region runs from base 1 to 801 and encodes 266 amino acids. Lineage: Eukaryota; Metazoa; Arthropoda; Insecta; Hymenoptera; Halictidae.